UAAAUGAAUAAGCUUGCUAGCUAAGUGCUCGGGAAGACGUACGGGCGGGCGGGCGGGCGGAGAUACAGCAAGCUAGCUGAUGGCGGCUUUCGGUUCGAGUGUUAUGCCUGCCGGAAUCUCGUCGCCGGGGGGCGGUGGUAGGACGAACGGGAGUCUGCUGUGCACGCCGGUGACGGGGGGCAGCGUGGAGCUAAUGCUGGCGCAGAUGAAAACGGCCAAGGAGAUCGGCGCCGACGUCGUUGAGAUCAGACUGGACUGCCUCCGGCAGCUCACUCCGUCGCUGCAUCUUCCCGUUCUUGUACGACAGUCACCUCUGCCCACUGUUGUCACUUGCAGGCCAAUAUGGGAAGGAGGUCAAUAUGAAGGGGAUGAGAAGAGUAGACAGGAUGCUCUUCGUUUGGCCAUGGAAUUAGGAGCUGAUUACAUCGACGUCGAGCUUAAGGUUGCUCAUGAGUUCAAUCGUUCAAUUAUGGGGAAGAAGCCAGACAAGUUCAAAGUGAUUGUAUCCUCCCACAACUUCGACGAUACCCCUCCUACCGAGGCCAUCGGCGAUCUUGUCGCCAGAAUUCAAUCCACCGGCGCCGAUGUUGUCAAGAUUGCAACCACUGCCUUAGACAUCACCGAUGUCGCCCGCAUUUUCCAGAUCACCGUCCACUCUCAGGUUCCGGUUAUAGGCAUUGCCAUGGGCGAGAGGGGCCUAAUUUCGCGGCUACUAGCCCCCAAAUUCAAUGGCUAUCUCACUUAUGGGGCACUUGAGCCUGGGACUAUAACGGCUCCCGGCCAGCCGACUGCAAAAGAUUUGCUGGACCUGUACAACUUCAGGCUUAUAAGGCCAGAUACCAAGGUUUAUGGCAUCAUUGGGAAACCAGUUGGCCACAGCAAAAGCCCACUUUUGUUCAAUGAAUCAUUCAAGAAAGUUGGACUGGAUUCCGUUUAUGUUCAUUUACUGGUGGAUGAUGUCAAAAAAUUCUUCAGCACCUAUACAUCCAUUGAUUUUGCCGGUUUCAGUUGUACGAUUCCUCACAAGGAAGUUGCAAUGGGGUGCAUGGAUGAGAUAGAUCCAACUGCCAAGAAAAUCGGGGCUGUUAACAACAUCGUCAGACGACCAGACGGGACUUUAAAAGCUUACAACACGGAUUAUAUCGGUGCAAUUUCUGCUAUUGAAGAUGUUCUGAGAGAGUCGAAUGGUUCAAGUUCUGCUGGUUCACCCUUAGCCGGCAGACUGUUUGUUGUCUUGGGGGCUGGAGGUGCCGGCAAGUCGCUUGCCUAUGGCGCACAGCAAAAAGGAGCAAGGGUCGUGGUCGCGAAUCGCACAUUUGAACGAGCCAAAGAUCUGGCUGCCAAGGUAGGGGGGAAAGCUCUGCAUCUUCACGAAGUAAACCAUUUCCAUCCAGAAGAAAGAAUGAUUCUUGCAAACGCCACAUCUGUGGGCAUGAAGCCCAAUAUUGAUGCCACCCCCAUUUCCAAGGAAGCGCUUAAGCAUUACGAGCUAGUGUUCGAUGCCAUCUACACGCCGAAAGAUACCAGACUCUUGAGGGAGGCUAGAGAGUGUGGAAUACAGAAAAUUGUGUACGGAACAGAGAUGUUGAUCCGGCAGGGGUUUGAGCAAUUCAAGAACUUCACCGGUUUUCCAGAAGCUCCAGAAGAACUGUUCAGGCAGCUCAUGUCAAAGCAUGCAUAAGUGAGGAAGAAGAGGGGCAUUAAUCUAAGGCUGAAUGAAGCUGGUUCCAUGGAUCUCUACAAAUUCAUAUAUAUAUUCCAGGCUCUAACCACUGGCUGUUGAGUUGUUUCUUUGUAUCAUCUGUCUCUGUAGUCACCAUUGGAAUUUGGAAUUAAGAUACAGUUUCUGUGAAGAA
Molecule: messenger RNA, 1856 nt
Organism: Diospyros lotus (date-plum)
Lineage: Eukaryota; Viridiplantae; Streptophyta; Magnoliopsida; Ericales; Ebenaceae
Product: bifunctional 3-dehydroquinate dehydratase/shikimate dehydrogenase, chloroplastic-like
Exons: 10
Coding region: 80-1681 (533 amino acids)
Biological process (GO): shikimate metabolic process; chorismate biosynthetic process
Molecular function (GO): NADP binding; shikimate 3-dehydrogenase (NADP+) activity; 3-dehydroquinate dehydratase activity
Source: RefSeq, a predicted model, not a curated record